CUCGGCGGAAAGAGAGGAUAGAGAAGAUAGGCACGAUGGCUGCGCAGAGGGGUGUACAGAAAGUCGUUUGGGAGGUUCGCUUGGAUGAGUACGAUGUGGACCAGACCGAGUUUCGAGGCUGGUUCGAGGGACAGGUGAGGGUGUUCAUGGCGCUCCCGGACGGUAAAUGUCGAGUGGAAUUUGUGUGGCAGGAUGGCUACCUCUCUCGGCCCUGGUGAGAACCGAGAACUACGGAGCUAUUCGAUGGAAAGCGACCUAUAUUUGGCCUCGUUCCGCUGUCUAUUGUGUCUUAUUUUUUUCGAUGUUCGCCAAGCCAGUUCGAUUUAUUCCUCAAAUCAAGAUAUCGUAGCAUAAGUGAAGGCGACAUGUCCGUCGACCCCACCACGUCCAUGGGCUCGAACCCGAGACGUUGGAGAACAGUACGAGCAAGAGCAGCGGUGACCGGGAGGAGCCUUCGGCAAACUAGAAUGUUCCCCGGUAAUGCCUCGAAUCGAGUGCUCGCUAUCUGAUCGAUGUAAUAUGCAACGAAUACUGGCAGAGGAUUUUCCUAGUUCAUGUGUCAAUAAUAGUUUGUACUUUUCGC
Stereum hirsutum FP-91666 SS1 is the source of this 583-nucleotide messenger RNA. RefSeq lists its product as uncharacterized. The record is from RefSeq and is a predicted model, not a curated record. The transcript has 2 exons. The coding region runs from base 167 to 349 and encodes 60 amino acids. Lineage: Eukaryota; Fungi; Basidiomycota; Agaricomycetes; Russulales; Stereaceae.